AUGGUUAAAAAUUUUGCUGCGCAAGUAAAUAUUCAUAAAGAUCCAGCUAUAUUCGUGCCAGGACAAUCAGUAACUGGAUGCAUGGUCAUCAAUGUUAGGAAUCCUAUGAAAGUACGUGGAAUACGCAUUCGUAUACUUGGAGAAGUUAACACUUGUAUCAAGGUUCGAAAUUAUAGCAGCAGCGACAACAGCUUUCAUGGUGAUUUAUCGUAUGACGAAAUACAUCGCGAAUCAGAAACUUACAUAGAUCGUCAAUUUACUGUUUGGGGUAAUGAAAUUGCUGCAAGACAUGUAGAACCGCAAGUCCUACCAUCUGGCAGGCACCAAUUUGAUUUUGAUUUCGAGAUCCCUUUAAAUACUAGAAUGCCAUCUUCAUUUGCACUAGAUGACAAAUGUUCUGCUACUUAUAAGAUUAUCGGUAAAUUGGUUAUUCCGGAUAAAGGCGAAGAAAUAAUCGAGAAAAAAUUUAUAUUCUUAGAGGCGAUAAAUGUUACUGAUUCAUUUUUAUCGCAACCAACCACACCAGCUCUAAAUGAAACAACUAUUUGCUGCUGCUGUUGCGAAUCUGAUCCGAUUAAACUUAACGCCUGGUUGGAUCAUGGUGCCUAUCGUCCUGGUGAUACUAUGAUAUUAAAUGCAGAAUGUCAUAAUAACUCAAUCUACUGGUUGAGAUGUAUUCGUGCAAAACUUUACCGCAAAAUUCAAUGGAAUGCGAAGGGGCAUUCCCGUAAAAAGACUGUUACUUUAUUCGAUAUCGAAUCGCCAAUUGGGAUUAUCCCUGAACGAAAAUAUGAAUGGAAAGACCACCUAAUCCAACUAAAACAAAUGCCACCAUCAAUUACAUCUUUUAACCUCUUCUCAGUUUCUUACGAAAUGCACAUUUACAUGGAAAUACCUUAUUAUAAUGGAUAUUUUGAAGUAGUUAUCCCAGUCGUCAUUGGUACACUUCCUUUACCUAAUGAUGAAUUCGAAUUACAGGGUAAUAUAUACUCAAUGCCUCAAUCCACAGUACCAGGUUCUACAUUAUCAGAGCUCCCUCCGAGCUAUGAUGAAGUUGUUGAUAAUAGAAAUAGCAGCAUCACAACCUAUCCAAAUAGUAACCCAGCCAAUGUGGCUACUGUUAGUGUUGAAGUUGAGGAAUUCUAA
Molecule: messenger RNA, 1146 nt
Organism: Trichoplax adhaerens
Lineage: Eukaryota; Metazoa; Placozoa; Uniplacotomia; Trichoplacea; Trichoplacidae
Exons: 6
Coding region: 1-1146 (381 amino acids)
Biological process (GO): protein transport
Cellular component (GO): cytoplasm
Source: RefSeq, a predicted model, not a curated record